This is a messenger RNA of Erpetoichthys calabaricus (reedfish), 2261 nucleotides long. It is a transcript of the gene slc9a8, whose product is annotated as solute carrier family 9 member 8. Gene Ontology annotation, cellular component: Golgi apparatus; membrane. NCBI's taxonomy places the organism in Eukaryota, Metazoa, Chordata, Cladistia, Polypteriformes, Polypteridae. Gene Ontology annotation, molecular function: sodium:proton antiporter activity. The record is from RefSeq and is a predicted model, not a curated record. Gene Ontology annotation, biological process: sodium ion transport; regulation of pH; proton transmembrane transport. The transcript has 16 exons. Bases 243 to 2195 code for a protein of 650 amino acids.
GUAAUAAGGAAGUCCAGUGAUGUGCUUUCCAAAGGACUGGCUGCAUUAGUGUUUACAUAGAACAUGUUUUUAAAUUCUUUUCGCUUUUAGAUAUUUCUGGUUAAAGGCAAAUGACAAAAGUACUGGCGAUGUCAAAAUAGAUCUUUUUGCACCACAUAAAAAAAUGUUUUAAAAAGAAAAAUAUGAUAGAUUUGCUUUUUCGUGUUGUUCGUUAAUGUCUAUACUUCGUGUGUUAAUGUAAAAUGCAAAAAUCAACGAUGACGGCAAUUUUAAAUCGGUCCAUUUAUAUUCAGAGUUUAUCGAUGUUAAUAACGUUUAGUUUAUUUUUGCAAUGCCAAACCGAAGAACCGAGACUAGGCAAAAUGAAAGAAGAAACUGACAGCUCAUUUAAGAAUAAAGCACAACUUUCCGACAAGGGGUCAGGUUUAAACAGCAUUUCUACCCAUAGCGGACAGGUUCCUCCAGGGGGGCACAAUGAUACACAAGAUGUAGCCAAUAUAACAAUCCAAACAACAACAAUAGCAAAUCGAGUGACAGCAGUGGUACCCCCAACCCAGCCUAAACCCAUUCUGCCAGUGCAAACUGGAGUUCAAGCUCAAGAGGAGGAACAGUCCAGUGGAAUGACAAUUUUCUUUAGUCUGUUAGUAAUUGGUAUAUGUAUUGUGUUAGUGCAUCUACUCAUUAAGUAUAAGCUGCAUUUCCUGCCUGAGAGUGUGGCAGUAGUGUCUUUGGGCAUCUUGAUGGGAGCUGUCAUAAAAAUCAUUGAGUUCCAAGAGCUUGCAAAUUGGAAGGAAGAGGAGAUGUUUCGACCAAAUAUGUUCUUUCUUUUGUUGCUUCCACCUAUAAUUUUUGAAUCUGGAUAUUCUUUGCAUAAGGGUAACUUCUUCCAGAACAUAGGCUCUAUCACACUUUUUGCUGUCUUUGGAACAGCCAUUUCUGCUUUUAUUGUGGGAGGAGGAAUCUAUUUCCUUGGACAGGCGGAUGUUAUUUACAAGAUGACAAUGACAGACAGUUUUGCAUUUGGUUCUUUAAUAUCAGCUGUGGAUCCUGUUGCAACCAUUGCUAUUUUCAACGCACUGAAUGUUGACCCUGUCCUAAACAUGUUGGUAUUUGGAGAGAGCAUUCUCAAUGAUGCAGUUUCCAUUGUUCUUACAAACACGGCAGAGGGCCUCACCCGCUCUGAUAACAUUGAUGUCAAUGGUUGGCAGACUUUUCUUCAGGCCCUAGGCUACUUCCUGAAAAUGUUUUUUGGCUCUGCAGCUUUAGGAACCCUCACUGGCCUCAUUUCAGCACUUGUUUUAAAACACUUUGACUUGCGGAAAACACCCUCACUGGAGUUUGGUAUGAUGAUCAUCUUUGCAUAUCUGCCUUAUGGAUUAGCUGAGGGAAUUAAGCUUUCUGGUAUCAUGGCCAUCCUGUUUUCAGGAAUUGUGAUGUCUCACUAUACACAUCACAAUCUUUCUCCCGUAACCCAAAUUUUAAUGCAGCAGACACUGCGAACUGUCGCCUUUAUGUGUGAAACAUGUGUCUUUGCAUUUCUGGGCCUUUCUAUAUUCAGCUUUCCACACAAGUUUGAGAUCUCAUUUGUAAUCUGGUGCAUUGUACUGGUUUUGCUGGGCCGAUUAGUGAAUAUUUUCCCUUUAUCUUUCCUUCUGAACUUCUUUCGGGAUCACAAAAUUACUCCAAAGAUGAUGUUCAUCAUGUGGUUUAGUGGUUUGCGUGGGGCCAUCCCAUAUGCGUUAAGUCUCCACCUUGGUUUAGAGCCUAUUGAAAAACGACAGCUAAUUGGAACUACUACUAUUGUGAUUGUUCUCUUUACCAUUUUGCUGCUUGGUGGAGGCACAAUGCCACUCAUUAGGCUGAUUGACAUUGAGGACUGCAAGAGUCGACGAAAAAACAAGAAAGACAUCAACCUAAGCAAGACUGAAAAAAUGGGCAAUGCUAUUGAGUCAGAGCACCUCUCUGAGCUCACAGAGGAAGAGUAUGAAGCACAGUUUAUACAAAGGCAUGAUCUGAAAGGCUUCUUGUGGUUCGAUGCCAAGUACCUAAACCCUUUCUUCACACGUCGGCUCACACAAGAGGACCUGCGUCAUGGAAGAAUCCAGAUGAAAACUCUAACUAAUAAGUGGUAUGAGGAAGUGCGGCAAGGACCGUCUGGCUCCGAGGAUGAGGACGAUGAAACAGAAUUACUGUGAACUAAGUAAUAAUUGUGUAUUUUCUACUGUAUAGAUAAAAGCUGUGAAAUAUAAAUAUAUAAAUUA